This is a messenger RNA of Arxiozyma heterogenica, 1107 nucleotides long. RefSeq names its product C-5 sterol desaturase (gene ERG3). The record is from RefSeq and is a predicted model, not a curated record. Gene Ontology annotation, biological process: sterol biosynthetic process. Gene Ontology annotation, molecular function: iron ion binding; C-5 sterol desaturase activity. Lineage: Eukaryota; Fungi; Ascomycota; Saccharomycetes; Saccharomycetales; Saccharomycetaceae. Gene Ontology annotation, cellular component: membrane. The transcript has a single exon. Bases 1 to 1107 code for a protein of 368 amino acids.
AUGGAUAUUGUGUUGGAAACUUGUGAUACUUUUUUCUUCGAUAAAGUAUAUUCAUACCUUUUUCCUGUUGAGCUUGCCUCUACAGUACCACAGCCAUGGAUUGAAUGGUUAGAUUUAUCACCCCCACCAAGUCUAAGUGGUAAUUCCAGUGCUAUAAUAGAUGCUGUUAAACAGACUGUAUUAUUACAAAAUUCUGUAGUCAAUAGGACUUGUCCAGAUGUUUAUGGUCACAGACCUUUCUUAUGGAAUGUUACAGAAGCCACUUUCCAAUCCAUGUUACCUCGUUAUAAUUUAUUCAGAGAAAUGCUUUCUCUAUGGAUAAUUACAAUGGUUUUUGGUUGGCUUCUAUAUUUGUCAAUGGCCACUUUCUCCUACCUUUUUGUUUUUGAUAGAUCCAUCUUCAAUCAUCCACGUUACUUACAAAACCAAAUGAGACAAGAAAUAAAAUUGGCUCUUUCUGCUAUCCCAUUGAUGUCUCUUUUAACUGUUCCAUGGUUCAUGUUAGAAUGUAAUGGUCAUUCUAAGUUAUACUACACUAAACCAAACAUGAAUUGGUUAACUAUUGUAAAGGAAAUUGCUGCAUUUAUUUUCUUUACUGACUGCGGUGUGUACUGGGCUCACAGAUGGUUACACUGGCCAAAGGUCUACCGUGCUUUACAUAAGCCACACCAUAAAUGGUUAGUCUGUACUCCAUUCGCUUCUCAUUCUUUCCAUCCACUUGAUGGUUAUGGUCAAAGUAUCUCUUACCAUAUCUACCCAAUGAUUAUGCCUUUACAAAAGUAUAUUUACUUAGGGUUAUUCACUUUCGUCAACUUUUGGACUAUUAUGAUUCAUGAUGGUAACCAUAUGUACAAUAGCAAGAUCAUUAAUGGUACUGCUUGUCACACUGUCCACCAUCUAUACUUCUCAUACAACUAUGGGCAAUUCACCACUUUAUGGGACAGAUUGGCUGGUUCUUAUAGACGUCCUGAAGAUUCUCUAUUUGACAAGAAUGCUAAUCAAGAUAAGAAAGUUUUAGAAGAACAAUUGAAGCAAUUAGAAAUUGAAAUGAAGUUAGUUGAAGGUGAUAAUGAUGAAAGAGUCUAUGCCACUAAGAAGAAUAUUUAA